GCGCCUCUCUCCUCUCAAUCCGCACAUCCUUCUCUUUCUCUCUUCAUCUCUAUUCACCAAUUAUCAGAAUCUUUCAACCAGAAAAAGCGAAGUUUAUAGCUAUAUACAUACAUAGAGAAGGGGAGAGAGAGAGAGAUGGGAUUGCAAAACCAGCUAAACGACGUCGCUUCUGAUUCGAUUCCUCUGCUUUUCUUGGCUCUCGUCGCCGAUUGCCUCCACCAGCUCCGCUCCUUCCUUAUCACCCUCUUUCAAUCGCUCGGACUUUCCAGAUUCGACCCAAACCCAGUCGUUGUUGAUGAUGGAUUUUUCGCCGCCGUCGGAUCGGGCCUUGCCAGCUUAAUCGUCCUUUCCGAGCAGCUCAAUCUUAAUCGCCGUGUAUCUUACAGAUACUCCAUCGUAGGUGGCGGCGAUGAUGGUCCUGCCGGCGUUAUUGGAUCUCCCAAGUGUGUGGUGUGCCAGAGCUCGUUUGAAGAUGGGGACCAAGUUCGACGGCUUCCGUGCCGUCAUGUUUUUCACCGAUGCUGCUUUGAUGGCUGGCUGGACCACCUCAAUUUUAACUGCCCUCUCUGUCGGACACCGCUGGUGUCCGACGAGCGCGUGACCCUUGCUGAGCGGCGCGUUGGUCCGGAGCUUGUUUCCUGGUUCUCUUGCCGAUGAAGCGACGUCGUUGUGUUGCAUGAUUGGGGACGGCGACGGUAGCUGCGAAUUUUACCUUCCUUUUUUUUCAUCUGCGGUUGUUUUAUCAGAAUAUUAGGGCAGUUUUGUCUUUUUCCUUCUUAGAAUUUAAUUAUGUUUAUUAGGUUUUUAUUUUUUUUCCCGUAUUUAUGGUUUUUUUUUUUUUAAGAACCCUGGCGGUGAUAUCACAGGGUUUUUUGCCGUGAGCUGCUGUAAAUUAUAGGCCUUAUGUUAGUAAGUGACGAAAUUAUGAA
Molecule: messenger RNA, 929 nt
Organism: Neltuma alba
Lineage: Eukaryota; Viridiplantae; Streptophyta; Magnoliopsida; Fabales; Fabaceae
Product: E3 ubiquitin-protein ligase RHA2A-like
Exons: 1
Coding region: 136-657 (173 amino acids)
Biological process (GO): protein ubiquitination
Molecular function (GO): ubiquitin protein ligase activity
Source: RefSeq, a predicted model, not a curated record